AUGGACCUCAGUUUCGAGGCCGAGAGUCCCUUGGCACCCCCUGCUGAGCUCCUGGAGAGACUGCCUGGCUACGACUGGCUGCUGCCAGGGGACGGGCAGCAGGUGUUCCCGCCUCCAGAGACCCCAGGGAGGCCCCAGGAGCAGCGGUCUUGGUCCUGGUUCCUGAGACACAGGGUCCCCACAGUGACGGAGGAGGUGGCCCGGGAAGCCCUGCUCAGCUUCGUGAGCUCCAAAUGCUGCUACGGCCACGCAGCCGCCGGCGACCUGGUCAUCCGGGAGCUGAAGCAGCAGAACCUGUGCCGGUACCGACUGGAGACCUUCAGCGAAUCCAGGGUGAGCGAGUGGACGUUCCAGCCCUUGACUAACCAGGUGGUGGAUGGCCCGCAGAGAGGCCCCUCCCCCAGGCUCUGGGACAUCAAGGUCCCGGCGCCCCCGCUGUUCCAGGAAGACACCAGGAAGCUGCAGGUGCCUCACUCGUCCCUGGUCAAGGAAUGCCACAAAUGCCACGGGCGUGGGCGGUACAAGUGCAGUGGAUGCCAUGGAGCGGGCAGGGUGCGGUGUCUGUUCUGCAGCGGAGGCAAACGCAGAGCCAGGCGGCCGCGGCGGUGCCAGCUGUGCUCCGGCUCCGGCCGGCGCAGGUGCAGCACGUGCUCAGGGCGCGCCAGCAAGACCUGUGCCACCUGCAAGGGGGAGAAGAAGCUGCUGCACUUCGUCCAGCUCGUCACCGUGUGGAAGAACAGCGUGUUUGAGUUCGUGUCCGAGCCCCGGCUCAGCUGCCCGGUGGAGCUCCUUGCGAAGGCCAAGGGCGAAAGCCUCUUCCAGGACGAGGACCUGGCGGUGUACCCCAUUGUGGACUUCCCCCUGCCGGAGAUUGCUCGGGCCUCCCAGAGGGGCAUCGCAGAACACAGUGCCGCCCUGGGCUCCCGGGCACGCGUCCUAAAGCAGCGCCAGACCAUUGAGUUGGUUCCCCUCACGGAAGUCCGUUGCUGGUACCGGGGAGAGACCUACGUCUACUACAUCUGUGGCACCGACCACCAGGUGGACGUGGGCAACUUCCCUCGGCAGCACUGCUGUGGCUGCACCAUCCUCUGA
Messenger RNA from Lepus europaeus (European hare), 1092 nucleotides. It is a transcript of the gene SSUH2, whose product is annotated as ssu-2 homolog. The coding region runs from base 1 to 1092 and encodes 363 amino acids. The transcript has 11 exons. Lineage: Eukaryota; Metazoa; Chordata; Mammalia; Lagomorpha; Leporidae. The record is from RefSeq and is a predicted model, not a curated record.